GAACGUUCCCCACACACAGCACCUGCUUUCCUGGAAUUAUCCAGGGACCGAACGAGGAUCAGGGGAAAGUAAAGGUGACGCUAGCAGGCUGAGGGUGUGCUCUGCAACUCCUCCUCACUCAGCUGGGAGAGAGAGAGAGGGAGGGAGCUGAGCUAGGCAUGUGUCAGAGCUCCCCGCAGGGAGAAGGGUGCACACAGACCUGCUGCAGCUCACUGGGGACCUGCACAAUCCCUGACUUACUCUAUCCCACCUCCUGGAGGAGCACAGACCUCCCCAACACCAGAUCCCCUCUCACCUGGCUGCUGUCCUUGGAGAACUGCUGCCUUAACCUUGCACUUUUUUUUAAAGAGACAUUUCUUUACAAUUAACAUCGCCUCGCAAUGGAAUUAGUGUUAAGGUUAAUGAUUGCCUGUUCCCUGACCCUGAAGGCUGCUGGAGAUUUUAACGGAAGGUGGCCCACGCAAGUUGCUUCCUCUACGGGACUAUGUCGAUAUGGUAGCAGGAUUGAUUGCUGCUGGGGAUGGGCUCGCCAGUCUUUCAAUCAGUGUCAGCCUUACUACUACGUCUUAAGGCACAGAGUUGUCAGCCUAAAGUGUCGCCCCCAAGCCCUGUGUCAGCCGGCAUGUAAACAUGGAGAUUGUGUAGGCCCGAAUAAAUGUAAAUGCCAUGCAGGAUUCACUGGGAAAACCUGCAACCAAGAUGAGCGCCUUCUGACUCCUGAGCCGGAGUGGUCCCCUGAUGUGCCUCCUGAAUACUACCCUGUGGAUCAUCCAGUGACAGGGUUUCCAUCGGGUGAUCUCAAUGAAUGCGGUCUGAAACCUCGACCAUGCAAGUACCGCUGUAUGAACACAUAUGGAAGCUACAAGUGCUAUUGUUUAAAUGGCUACAUGCUUAUGCCUGAUGGAUCAUGUUCAAAUGCGCUAACAUGCUCCAUGGCAAAUUGCCAGUAUGGCUGUGAUGUAGUGAAAGGGGAAGUGCGCUGUCGCUGUCCAUCUCCAGGUUUGCAGCUGGGUCAAGAUGGAAGGACCUGCGAGGAUGUUGAUGAAUGUGCUACAGGAAAAGCUCUGUGUCCCAGAUUUAGAAAAUGUGUCAACACAUUUGGAAGCUACAUCUGCAAGUGCCACACUGGGUAUGACCUUGUACAUGUAGCUGGAAAAUACCAGUGCUUUGAUAUUGAUGAAUGCUAUACUGGGCAAUAUCAAUGCAGCAACUAUGCAAGAUGCUACAAUAUUCCAGGAUCUUACAGGUGUAAAUGCAAUGAAGGUUACCGGGGCAAUGGAGUAGACUGCUCACCAAUACCAAGAAUUAUGAUAGAUCCAUUAGGACCACAUAAUUUCCUCCCAGGUAAAGACAGCACGAGAAAUACAAUUAGGGGAACUGGUUCCACUCUGAGUGGUAGUGAAGGUAGCAGCAACAGAAUUCCUGAUAUCAGUGGCAGAGAUCCUAAGAGGCCUCCCCCAACCAUCUAUGUUACAGCAAAACCAACACCAAGGCCACAGCCCAAACCAGUGACAAAACCUGCUCCCUCACCGAUCACAAAGCCUGUACCCAAACCGACAAGACCACCGCCACCACCAGUGACAAGGCCACCAGUGACAAGGCCACCAGUGACAAGGCCACCAAAACCAGUGACAAGGCCACCACAACCAGUGACAAGAAUACCACCUAAACAAACAACAAUAAGCACUACCUUGCGUACUACUACUACUACAACAACGAUGACAACAACAUCAAAGCCAAUACUUGGGUCCACUCCAAAACCUGUGAGACAAAUAACUUUACCCACUGCAGUAACUGAAGACAAUAGGAUUCAUGGGGAACCUGAGAAACCUAGAGGAGAUGUAUUUAUUCCAAGGCACGGACAACAAAACAAUAUUUUUGAUGUGUUUGAAGUGGAAAGAGGACUGAGUGCUGAUGAAUAUGAAGGAAAUGAUGAUCCAGCAAAUUGGAUACACAGCUGCAAUUUUGACCAUGGCCUGUGUGGGUGGAUCAGAGAUAAAGAAAAUGACUUACAUUGGGAGCUAGUCAAAGAUGAUUUAGGUGGGCAGUAUCUGACAGUCUUGGAACCAAAAGGAAAGGCUGGUAAAGCAGCACGUUUGGUCCUUCCUCUGGGGCAGAUAACAUACUCUGGAGACCUGUGUCUGUCAUUUAAGCACAUAGUGUCUGGAGAAAACGCUGGAAAACUCCAGGUCUAUGUAAGAAAAGCUGGUUAUCAUGGACCAGCCAUCUGGGGAAGAAAUAGAGGCCAUGGAUGGAAAGAAACACACAUAAGUGUACAGGGAACAGGCAUCAGAAGUAUUGUAUUCAAAGGGGAAAAAGUCAAAGGAAAAACAGGACAAAUUGGACUUGAUGAUGUGAGUCUAAAGAGAGGGCACUGUCCAAAAGCACAUUAAGAGGACACUCGCCAACUGUACAGAUUAUUACUACCCUGCAAAAUACAGGCCAGGGAGAAUGGUGCACCUCACACAACCUGUUGUGAAACUGUGAUUAUCACAAAAUUCCCAACAAAAAGAACUGAAGAAGAAUUCCCUGCGAUCUUCCCCUCAUUAUGACAGCAGGCACAUGAAAUUGCAAGAAAGUAAUGUUUAUCAUAAUGACAAGUCAAUGGAUCCUUAUACUGUACCCAAUAAUCUUUCUCUAGGAGAACUGAAGAGAAUAAAACAAGGAUGAGCCUGGUUUAUCCAUUACAUUAACUUUUGACAUAUAUGUGCUUGAGCAUCUGGAACUGCAAAAACGCUGUUCUUAAGUUCCAUUGUUUGUAUUUUUAAAGCCAUAUAAAUGCUUGUUUUAUACUGAAAUAUUUAUCAAUUUAAUUGGACUUUACAAAAUGUCAAUGGAUAAUGGAGAGUCAGAUGUUAAAACUGGAUGUGAUUCAACAACCAAGAUCAAACGCUUAAAAAGUUCUAUUUCCAAGAACACAUUCAGACUAGGAAUGUUCCAGCUUGGUGCUUUUUAAAAGAUGCUACCGGUGCCAUAUUAUGUACCCGUCUCUGGUGAUGUUACUGUUCCUUGUGUGAAUACUUGGUCGUGAACAUACCUGCAUCCUUGUAGUCAAAUUGUAGAUAAAUAAAACGGUUUAAAUAUAGACUUAGAUCCAUCCACAGUAACUUGUAUGCCUGUUCAAAGCAAAAUGUGAAUUGUGGAUUGCAAGCAAUGCUAUAGGUUAUUCAUUUAAAUCUAAGAGUAUAAGUGCAUUUUGCCUUACUAGCAGCCCUAAAAACCAGCCCAUCUGAAUAUGCCUAGAUUGCUGUUCCAUCUUUAUUACUGCCUGAGGGAUUGUAAAGUUCAUUGUUGAAUGAGUUGAGACAGGGUGCCAAGCUGUGGGUUAUCAGUACCGAGGUGUAAAUGGGUUGAGGACGUUCAAAAAAGGCAAUUGAUUUGUAUAUGAGCUGGUAGCAAGUGUCAAGGUAGAUUGAUUGUCAGAAGUAAGAAGUGCAAAAACAAAAACAAAAAAAUCACUGUUUUUUAAUGGAUGUGCUUUUUCAGAAAGUGAAUGAAGAAUAAUAAAAAAAGUUAAAGUUUCCAAAUAUGUAAGAGGAGAGAUAAAAAAUAGACAAUAUUUGGUAUACCAUUGCAUAUUACAUUAAGUUCCAACUUGCUUCAUUUUUGGGCAUUACACACAACUGAACAUAAUACCACGAUAAACUUAAUACAAUGUGGAGGAAGCAUGGGAAUACAAGUUUCUAAUUCUUAGGGUGAAAGGGUAUCAUUCAGCAAAAAUUGAGUACUUUACAACUGAUUGUCCAAAUGCUGCCUACAGCUAUUACAAAUAUAAUAUUAUAGUAUUACAGAUAGCGAAAAUUUCUGCCAAACCUCAGAUUGUUUGUUGAGAACAUAGAAAGUGAGGCUAACAACCACAUGAGUGCCACAUAUGGAAACAAAUACUAAACAAUUCGUAAAUAUUUUUUUUUAUGUCAUGAGCAGUACAGAUCAAUAAUAUUAUAUAAUUAUAUGACCAUAACUGUUGAAUUGCAUUACAUACAAGUUGUAACCAGAUUCAGGACCUUACUAUACCCUCCCGUCUCAUAUUCCUGGCUUUUGUAAUAUUGCAAUCUUGAAUGCAAAUGUUUUUCGUCUCAAUCUUUACAUGAAUCCAAAGCCAUUAGGUAUUGAGCUGAGAGGAGCCAAGCUUACUCAACAAAAUUUAAUAAUUUCAAUUUACGACUGUCCAGACCCUCACUGUUGACAGCAGUGGAGAUACCACCCACAACACCCCAUCCAGCCCGAUAGUCCCUGAUCUAAAAAUCUUGUUAAUCUCCUGUGAUCUGUCUU
Pelobates fuscus (common spadefoot toad) is the source of this 4272-nucleotide messenger RNA. It is a transcript of the gene NPNT, whose product is annotated as nephronectin. The transcript is spliced from 14 exons. Gene Ontology annotation, molecular function: calcium ion binding. The coding region runs from base 381 to 2393 and encodes 670 amino acids. NCBI's taxonomy places the organism in Eukaryota, Metazoa, Chordata, Amphibia, Anura, Pelobatidae. The record is from RefSeq and is a predicted model, not a curated record. Gene Ontology annotation, cellular component: membrane.